AUGUUUGGAGCUCCAGAAUCGUAUACCCUUCUCUCCCGCCAAAGCCUUCCGACUGAGAAGCCUAUUGAAGAUAUCGUUCUGACACCGAGUAUUUCCCGCGCGCUCAUUCUUUGUGAUGCACAAGUCCAUUUCUACACUUUACCGGCAUUGGACCCAGUUGGUAUCAAGCCUAUACGAAACGUUGUUACGCUGGCAGUUGACGAGCAGCACCUCCGCAAACCUCCGCCUUCUCCCAAUGAUUUACCACAAACCAUCGAGCCGAUUGAGUUCUGCGUCAUCAAGCGGAACGCGAUUGCUUUAUACAGUCUAAGAGAGAAGCUCUUCUUCCAGAAGGAGAUUCCCCUCCCGUUAGGAGGCGCGCUCGCCCGACGCACAGGACAUUACCUGUGCCUGGCAGACAGCGAGCACUACAACAUCAUCGACCUUGAAGCCGCAUCCCUCUUCCCGGUGCUCCCCGUCUCGCAAGCACCUGAUUCUGGUCCCGUGAAACCGUCGAUCACGGUCAUCAGCGAGAACGAAUUUCUUAUCCUCUCGUGGACGGGCGCGAGCACGCUCGGGCUAUUCAUCACGGGCGAAGGCGAAGCUGUGCGUGGCACACUGGAGUGGCCGAGUCAUCCAGAAGCCGUCUGUCUCGACUACCCAUAUAUUACGACGCUGCUUCCGAACAACACCAUUGAAAUACACAGCAUCGAGACACAGACGAUCAUGCAGGUUAUCUCCGCUCCACCAACGUCACCGUCACCAGGUCUUGCGACCGACAGGAAGACGUUGGUCGCGAGUGCGGGUGGUUUCCUGAUACCCUCCACGCAGCUGUCAGACAAACUCCGUUCAACACCGCACCCACCGCAGACUCGGAAGAGUGGAUUAGAAGCACUAAUAUAUUCUGGUAAAGACCUUAUUGAUUGCCCGGUGGUCGGUGUCGAUUCGGACACCAGCGUCGAGGACGCUUGUGAUUUAUUGCUCUCGAACGACCUUGUAUGCUUAGCCGUGAACAGGCUUCCUGAUAGUCCUCCCCAUUCUACGACGUAUCACGGGCUAUUUGACUUCUCAGAUGUGAAUGCAUUUCUCACCUUGGCCGCUACAAGGCACAAACUUGGCUCCGAAGAACUGCGAGGAAAGCCUAACGCUGAAGAGAUAGUCGCAGCCGCCAAAGCAGGCCGAGUGCCAGUCCGUCUCGUCAGCAAUCUUUCAGAGAAGAAUCCACUUGAAAUACUCCCUCACGACGCGACUCUCCUCUCCCUGCUAGGAGUGUUCUCGCGCGGCGCACACCGUGUCCUGAUCCAAUCCCCACCACCGUCUAACGAGUACCUCGGGAUGGUGUCCGAUCGGCGGCUUCUCACGUGGUUCACAUCCUACGCGCAGAACAUCCCGUCAUUGUUACGCUUUCUAGCGAACCCACUGAGCGCGCUAUCCCUCCCGUCGCUGUACCUAUAUACGUCUGUCGUCGCAGUCCGCGCGGCGGACAACGUGCUGCAUGCGAUGACGCUCAUGAGUGACUUGGGCGUGAGCAGCGUCGCGGUCAUCGAGGAGAAGACGGGACAACUGCUGAGCGCGGUGAGUGUCACAGAUAUUGGCAAAAUUGUUGUUCCGGCCCAGAGCAACCAAAUUCUGUCGAUGGCCUUGCAUCAAUUCGUGGCUCUUAUCAAGGAACCGGACGGUUCGAUGGAUGGCGCCGACAAGUUCCCAGUCUACAGCGUCACCCCUAGUAGCACACUCUUCUACACCAUGCAGAAGUUGCUAGCCACGGAUUCGCAUCGCCUAUUCGUCACUGAUGACACGCAAUCCAACUCCGCCGCUUCUCCCUCAUCAAGCACAGGUAACCUCUGCGGCUUGGUCUCCACCGUCGAUGUGCUCUCACAGUUCGCCCGCAUCGCAAAUUUGCCGGACGUGGACCCGACACGCAUGCAGCGGCAUAGGCGCGCGUCGUCCGUGUCCUCGCAGUCGUCCAGUUCGUCUCCACGCUCAGGCUCGCUCACAGGAUCGCGCUUCUCGCCGAGCGAGAGCCUGCGCAACUCGGUGUCCAGCUUGGAGAGCUUCCAGUGGGCCGAGCGCGUGCCGUCUUCCAAGUAG
Messenger RNA from Sparassis crispa, 2070 nucleotides. RefSeq lists its product as hypothetical. The record is from RefSeq and is a predicted model, not a curated record. The transcript is spliced from 14 exons. NCBI's taxonomy places the organism in Eukaryota, Fungi, Basidiomycota, Agaricomycetes, Polyporales, Sparassidaceae. Gene Ontology annotation, biological process: autophagy; endosomal vesicle fusion; vesicle-mediated transport. The coding region runs from base 1 to 2070 and encodes 689 amino acids. Gene Ontology annotation, cellular component: fungal-type vacuole membrane; cytoplasm.